AUGAACCUAGCCUUCCGUUGGGUCGCGGUGGGACUUGAAAUCGGUACCAGAAUAAAUCCCAUGCUCCUGCGUCUGCAUAUGGUAAACAGCUCCCUGUACCUUCAGGCUAAAUGUGUUUCCAGCACACCACCAUCGACGGUGAGCUCCAUAAUCCGCGAUCUGGUUUCCGCGAGAGCGAGGCAUGUGGUCGUCGGGACAGCGAUGAUCUACCACAACAUACGAAACACUGCCGCCGUUGUACUGUCUCUAGGCUACACCAUGACGAGGCCUUUAUAUGUAAAGGAAAGCUCAGCGUCGCCCAACCGGCGCUUAAAAAAAUCUCGUGGAAGUUUGCGAAAUCAGCCGUCUCUUCCGGAACAGUUGGUCACUUGCUAUGCACACAAUCGACGACUAUGGGCCGCCUUGAUAAUGGGUCUCUUUGUCAUUUCGCAGUGGUCCUUCCAAUCCUCUCCUUGGAAUGUUGACGACGACGACGAAAGAAUGUCGGGCGUUCCGGAGCUAGCAGAAGAUUCCCGCCCCACGAGUGGGCGCCAGACUUGGCCCUACCACAAAGACUCCAGAGUCGAAAAUAUAGACAAUGAUGGAUUGGAGCGGCGGGCACGACAAGCGGAACAAUCCGCAAGAAAUUUAGAAACGUACGAUUGUACGGAAAGUCCCGUCAUUCCCCAGUCAGUCUACCAACCACAAUCGGCUCUGCCCUUGCCUGUGGUUUUGUUAGGGAGUCGGAAUGCAACAGAAGACGAGUAUCACGGGAGCUUGCUAGACGGCAUUUCUCGUUCUCGUUAUUUGUACGUGUCUACAAUUGCUUUGUACGAUCUUGGAGAACGAACAUGGCAAUCGGACACUUGGCAAGUACCUUCAGCAAAAGUAGUACUUCCAACUGUAUAUAUCGUGGACUGGGCUGCCUUGGAGCGCGAUUGUCACGCGCUGGAGCAUAUGAUGGCGGAAACGCAAGUUCCAUCGAAUGCGUUUUUUGUUUAUUUCGACUACUCCAGUAGUGCUCGGACCAAGGUUUGCCCUUGCAUUGAGGAUCAUUUUACCAAGGAACGGAUACGACUUGCCAAGCGAAGCCUGGUACAAGAACGAUACUGGAAUCAGUCGAACGACUGGGUGGAAAUCGGCGAGGUUCCUAGCAAUAUUGGCAACACAAUUACAGGAGGACCUGUUUUACACGCGCCUCACGCAUUACGGGAGCCCUUUGUUGACCUUGUAAAACGUCAAGUCGGCACAACGCCAUCCGCGAAGAAAUUGGUUAAUCGGAAUCGCAAGACAGAUGUUUCUUUUUUCUGGAGAAAAGGCGACAACUCUCACUACAGUUUCUUGCGACGCCUCGUAGGUUAUGUGGUAAUGGAUAUGGGUAAGAAAUACAGGUGGUUGGUAAAAAUCCUAGGCGAUGAAGACGCGAUCGAAUUCAAUCUGGCUCAGCCCGAAUACGCUGAUCAACUGUUGAAUAGCAAAAUUGUGGUCGUCGCACAGCGCGACGAGUGGGAAGAUCACUAUCGCUUAUUUGAAUCAAUGGCAAGUGGCGCUCUUGUCUUUACGGACGUUAUGGUGGCGGCACCACGGAAUUUGCGAAACCGCACGAACGUUGUUAUCUACGACGGUCCUGAGUCACUGCAAAAAUUGCUGCGCUACUACUUGAGUUCCAAGCAAGCCAAAACAAGGCUUACAAUCGCGCGUCGUGGAUACGAAUAUGUCAUGGGCAAGCACCGUUCAUGGCAUCGCCUAGAAGCGCUCCUUUUCGGAACGCAACUAACCCAGCCCAAUCAGCCUGACAUGGAUGCGCCUCUCCGAAAAAGGGGAAAAUCGAGAAAACAGUAUAGUGAUAGAGCCACUACUUGAUCGAAGCGAAAUUUAGUUACUAUGAAACCAGGUAAGACUACAAAUUAUUAGAAUU
Molecule: messenger RNA, 1897 nt
Organism: Phaeodactylum tricornutum CCAP 1055/1
Lineage: Eukaryota; Bacillariophyta; Bacillariophyceae; Surirellales; Neidiaceae
Exons: 1
Coding region: 1-1842 (613 amino acids)
Source: RefSeq, a predicted model, not a curated record